Messenger RNA from Fusarium sp. VM40, 873 nucleotides. The record is from the annotation of a GenBank genome assembly. NCBI's taxonomy places the organism in Eukaryota, Fungi, Ascomycota, Sordariomycetes, Hypocreales, Nectriaceae.
AUGAACACUUUCCGUUGCAUGCGACCCUUGGCCGCUCGAGUGCCGUUUCAACGGUCUACUCUUCCCCGAGUUGCUCGAGCCUACAGCUCCAAAACCUUUGAGUAUAUCCAGGUCUCCCAACCUAAGCCUGGUGUUGGCCAAGUCACUUUGAACCGCCCCAAGGCCCUCAAUGCUCUCUGCACACCUCUUAUCAAGGAACUCAACGAGGCUCUCCUUGACUUUAAUGCGUCUGACGACACCACGGUCAUUAUUCUGACCGGUUCUCAAAAGGCUUUUGCUGCUGGUGCCGAUAUCAAGGAAAUGGCCCCUCUUACGUUUGCUGGGGCUUACACCAACUCCUUCAUCGAAUCGUGGUCGGACCUCACCACUCAGGUUAAGAAGCCCAUCAUCGCUGCAGUCUCUGGUCAUGCCCUUGGCGGCGGCUGUGAGCUGGCAAUGAUGUGCGAUCUCAUCUACUGUACCGAGAACGCCAACUUUGGCCAGCCCGAGAUCAAGCUUGGUACUGUCCCAGGCGCUGGUGGCAGUCAGCGCCUUACUCGUGCCAUCGGCAAGUCAAAGGCCAUGGAGCUCAUCCUGACCGGCAAGUCCUUCUCUGGCGUUGAUGCCGAGAAGUGGGGACUUGCUGCCAGGACGUUCCCUACACACGAGGUUUUGAUGGAGGAGACACUCAAGCUUGCUGAGACUAUCGCUGGGUACUCAAGGGUCGCUGUCCAAGCUGCCAAGGAGGUUGUCAACAAGAGCCAGGAUCUUCCUCUCCGAGACGGUGUUGAGUUUGAGCGACGGGUGUUCCACAGUCUGUUUGGCAGCCAGGACCAAAAGAUCGGCAUGAAGGCAUUCGCAGAGAAGAAGAAGGCCGAAUGGAGCCACUCAUAA